Molecule: messenger RNA, 5417 nt
Organism: Marmota monax (woodchuck)
Lineage: Eukaryota; Metazoa; Chordata; Mammalia; Rodentia; Sciuridae
Product: ribosyldihydronicotinamide dehydrogenase [quinone]
Exons: 7
Coding region: 225-920 (231 amino acids)
Cellular component (GO): cytosol
Molecular function (GO): NAD(P)H dehydrogenase (quinone) activity
Source: RefSeq, a predicted model, not a curated record
GCCGCGGCGGUACAGCGAGUGGAGCCUGCGAGGGCAAGGUUGGGUAGCUGGAAGCUAGCGCGCACACGGAGUGUCCUUUCAAGGACGCAGACGUGCGAGCCUUUCCGCCACUUACCAGGGCGCGCUGGCCAGAGAAUUAUUGGGAUCACCAAAGAGAGUGACUGCACCUGAAAGCCUGGGGCCGCCACACCAAAUCAGAGGAAAAAAAUCAGUCUUCUUCGGGCAUGGCAGGUAAGAAAGUGCUCAUUGUCUAUGCACACCAAGAACCCAAGUCUUUCAAUGGCUCCUUGAAGAAAGUGGCAGUGGAUGAAUUGAGCCAGCAGGGAUGCACCGUCACCGUGUCUGAUUUGUAUGCCAUGAACUUUGAGCCAAGGGCCACAAGGAAAGAUAUCACUGGUGACCUUUCUAAUCCUGAGGUCUUCAGUUAUGGGGUGGAAGCCUAUGAAGCCUACAAGAAAAACUGUCUAACCAGUGACAUCACUGAGGAGCAGAAAAAGGUGCAGGAAGCUGAUCUCGUGAUAUUCCAGUUUCCGCUGUACUGUUUCAGCGUGCCGGCUAUCCUGAAGGGCUGGAUGGACAGGGUGCUGUGCCAAGGGUUCGCCUUCGACAUCCCAGGGUUCUAUGAUUCUGGUUUUCUCAAGGAUAAACUAGCCCUCCUUUCCUUAACCACGGGAGGCACAGCCGAGAUGUACUCAAAAGCAGGGGUCAGUGGAGAUUUUCGGUACUUUCUGUGGCCACUCCAGCAUGGUGCUUUGCACUUCUGUGGAUUUAAAAUUCUUGCCCCUCAGAUCAGUUUUGCUCCUGAGUUUUCAUCAGAAGAAGAAAGAAAAGCAAUGGUGGCAUCUUGGGCCCAACGAUUAAAGAGCAUCUGGGAGGAAGAGCCCAUCCGCUGCACACCCCCUUGGUACUUUGGGGAAUAACACUGUGUGUCCCAUGUACAUCGUGUGCGUGAUGCAGUUAAGAAUACAUGCAAGGAGAUGGUACUGUCAAAAAUAAAAUUAGGGGCUGGGGAUGUGGCUCAAGCGGUAGCGCGCUCACCUGGCAUGCGCGCCCGGGGCGCUGGGUUCGAUUCUUAGCACCACAUAAAAAUAAAAUAAAGAUGUUGUGUCCGCUGAGAACUAAAAAAUAAAUAUUGAAAAAUUCUCUCUCUCUCUCUCUCUCUCUCUCUCUCUCUCUUUAAAAAAAUAAAUAAAUAAAACAAAAUUAGAACAAAGUGAACUGGAUAUAGUUAAUAAUCUCUAUGAAGUCACUAUGAAUGAGUGACCUCAAGAGUUUUAUACAGCCAGAUCAGAUAUUGCAAUCAUCAGUUUACUGUAUUGAAUUCUGCUGACUGGUAAUUAUUUACUUAAGCUUUCAUUUCUUUAAUGUGUGUUUAAUAUCUAUCUUGCUAUGUUCAACCUUCAGGAUGAUUUUAAUUUUCAGAUAGUUCUCUGGACAUGGAGCUUGAUUUGUAUUUUUCUGUUUGUUUUUGUUUCAUAACUCAGCUGGCAUAACUCAACUAGAGAAUUUUUGCUUUUUCCCCAGGAAGUUUAAUCCAUUCGUAGCUAAUGUUUUAGUUCUUUAUUGGAAUAUAACUCCCCUAUUUUCUUUUCACUUGCAUUAUUACUAUGAAGUUUUAAUUGAACAGCUGGUUAGCAUGUAUUUGGAGCCAUUAUGUGCUGGUUACAGUGAAAAUUUCAAAGCAUUCUGCCGCUAUGCACAUGGUCUCGUGACACCACUGCUAAUUAUCCUGAAGCACAGGAACAGGUAGAUAGAGGAAUAUCUCUGAAUGCAAGUUUAAGGGAUCACAUAUUCAUCGUCAUCAUCAUUCCUUCCCCCUGUUGUCACUACUGAACAAAGAGCCUGUGCCCAGGGGCCCUUCUUCCUUAACCUUCCCAAAGCCACUCUUAGCCACCCUCAUUGGACUGCUCAGACAGCUUCCUGCUGGAGUUACCAUCUUGGUCCUCCUGUCCUCUGCGUCUUCAUCUUGCUUCUCACCUGCGUCCCUCCUCCUCUUCAGCAGCAUCUUCAGACCCUUUUCCAACUGCAUUUUCUAGCAGAUAUUUUUCCAGAUACACCUUCUCUUCUGAGUCUUCACACUCUCUUCAGGGCUUUCCUCACUGAACAUUCAUCAUCUUCAGAUAAUGAUCUUUCCAAGCCAUUUUCUUCUCCCUGUUUUCAGGAUAAUUUUUCAGUAUUAUUUUUGGAGCCAUCUUCAAGUUACUUUUCAGAGUAGUCUUUAGACUUUCUGAGGAAUCUUAAGACUUUUUUCAAGUACCUUCUUAGAACUAUCUUUUGGGGCUUCUUUUCAGGGGCUAACUUCUUUAGCAUUUUUUUCAGAAGAAUUUUCUUUAAAAUCUCCCCAUCUGGGCUGGGGAUGUGGCUCAAGCGGUAGCGCGCUCACCUGGCAUGCAUGCGGCCCGGGUUCGAUCCUCAGCAUCACAUACAAAGAUGUUGUGUCUGCUGAAAACUAAAAAAAAUAAAUAAAUAUUAAAAUUCUCUCUCUGCCUAAAAAAAAAAAAAAAAAAAUCUCCCCAUCUUCUGCUCCCCCCCAAGCAUUUUUUCAUGAAUAGGUCUUUUAAAUACCACUUCACUAUGGCCUCUUGAACAUCCAUCCUGGAUGUGCUAGGGUACCCCAAAAAUGCUUUACUUUAGAAAGUCCUGCUCUUUAAGAGGUAAAGAUGAAAUUGGAACCCUGAAUGCCUUUGUUGGCCCCUCUUAGCUUUGCAGUCUCUUCAACCCUAUCCUCUGCAGAUCCAUCUCAUGCCUUGAGGGGAAUUUCUAGCCAAAUUCAUUUGUUUCAUGAAAAUGUACUGAGGGUAAAGCUUAUCAGGAAUCAGAUCAGGUGUUAUUUUCACUCAGUUUUGACCUUUGUGCUGAUUUCUCCCAGCAGGAGCUAGCAGUCUGAGAGAAGAAUUUAUUAUUACCUCCAUUUUACAGAUGGGUGAGCUGAGACUCAGAGUUGCAGCAACUUGAUCGGGGUCCCAACGUUACAAUUGGCUGAUCAGAGAGCAAACCAAAAUUUCUAGCCAAAUGAAUUUAGCCGCCCACAGUUUACAAGAGACAUAUCUAAAACAAAAAUCCAAAAGGCAAGGAAAAAGAAACACUGCAAAUGUAGUCACACAGCAAGCAGCACUUCAGUCCCUGCGAGACCACACAUUUUAACAGUGGUCCUAAGGUACAAUGGAGCUGAAAACCUGCUGCUACCUAGUGACCUGGUAGCCUUUGUCACGUUGUAGUGUAGCACUUUCCUCAUGUUUGUAGUGAGACUGUAGAGAUUUGUGCUUUAGGACAUAUCUUUGGUAAAGAUAGACAAUUUGAUAUUUAAAUCCAUGUUGACUUUUAACUGAUAUGUUUGUCCACUUACCCUUUUUAGUGCUUAUAGAUAUAUUUGGAUUUUUUCCACCAUCACAUUUCGUACCUUCAAUGUGUCCUGCAUUUACUGUUCAUUUUUCCUCCCAUUCUAAUCUUCUUUUGGAUGACUGUAGUUUUUUUUUUAAUUAUUAUUAUUAUUUAGUUGUAGUUGGACACAAUACUUUUAUUUCAUUUAUUUUUAUGUGGUGCUGAGGAUCGAAUCCAGGGCCUCGCACAUGCUAAGCAAGCGCUCUACUGCUGAGCCACAACCCCAGCCCUGGAUAUCUGUAGUUUUUAAAUUCCAUUUUUUUCUCUACUAAUUUGGCUGCCAAUUUCCUUGCUCUUAGGGCUCAUCUUAUCUAGAAACUUGAAUACACAUAUAUCACUUGAAAACCACAGUUAACCAUGAACUUUAGCCUCCUACAUGAACUGCAGUUCCUGUCUACUUCACCUCCAGUCAUAUAAAAGUGCAGCACAUACAGCAUGGACAGUAGAGGGUACUUGAUAAUGAUAGGAAACAACCGCUACUGGAUUAUGUGUUUUCUAUACUUUAUUGUUAUUCUAAAAUGUACUCCUCCUAUUCAUGAAAGAAAAGUUUAGGAAUGGGGAUGUAGCUCAAUGGUAGAGAGUCUGCUAAGGCCCUGGCUUCCUUCCCCAAUGCUAAAAGACAAACAAAACAUCAACAAAAAAGUAUUGUCAGGUAGUAUGCUGUGUAUGCCAGCAGCAGCCUCCUCCAUCUACAUUUACCCUGUCCUUCGAUUGCACCAAGAAUGAUGACCAUAAAUGCGACAUCCAGAUUUACAUAAGUGCACUCUGUAAUUUUUGUACAAUAAUGAAGCCACCUAAUUUCAGGUUUCCCAGAAUUAUCCCCAUCCUUUAUUGGGGGUGGGGGAAGUACUGGGGAUUGAACUCAGGGGCACUCAACCACUAAGCCAAAUCCCCUGCCCUGUUUUGCUUUUUAUUUAGAGACAGGGUCUCACUGAGUUGCUUAGCACCUUGCUUUUGCUGAGGCUGGCUUUGAACUCAGGAUCUUCCUGCCUCAGCCUCCCAAGCCACUGGGAUUACAGGCGUAUGCCACUGCACCCAGCAGAAGUACCCCCAUCUUUACCAACCUACUUAACUCAAAAGAAGAAGGAUAGUUGUAUUAAUCUGUUAAGUCCCAAGUUUUCAAUUCUGUGCAUAUUUUAAUGAAAUUGAUAGAGGUGCUCUAAAAUAGGUGGAAAUCAUAACCUAGCAUUUAUUACAUAAUUUAUUAUCAAUAAUAUUAAUAUAUUAAUAUUAAUAUUAAUGAAUAUAUCACUAAUCAUUCAUCUACUCCUUUUCUCAAUAGAAAAAUAUUUAAAAACAUAAAUAUUGGCUGGGCAUGGUAGCGCAUUCCUAUAAUCCCAGCAGCUUUGGAGGCUGAGGUAGAAGGACUGCAAGUUCAAAACCAGCCUCUACAACUAAUUGAGGCCCUACGCAAUUUAGCACGACCCUGUUUCAAAAUAAAAAAUAAAAGGGCUGGGGAAUGUGGCUAAGAGGUUCAAUCCCUGGUACCAAAACAAAACAAAACAAACCAUAAAUAUUUAUUUCAAAAUUGCCAUCAGUGGUAUGUUUUUGGGUGUUCUGUAAAUGGGACAAUCGGACAUAAUGAGUUAAUAUCAAACAAAAUUAGACAAUAGAACAAAAACCAUUAGUAGAGAUGAAAGUCUCUGUAAUGAUGAGAAUUUUGAUUCAAUUUGAAGUUAAAUUGAUUAUAAACUCUUAUCUAUCUGGUAAACAGCUUUGAACUACAUAAAACAAACAUUAAAUUGUAAAAAGAAGCUCAACAAAUCCACUAUCAGAGUGGGAAAUUUCAACAGACUUCUAGUAAGUGCUAGCAAAAUACAUAAAAGAAUAAAUAGCUGAACUAAAUUGAUGUAAUAGGUAUAUAAAAAUCACUGCACUGCACAGUAGGAAAACUCAUAUUUUUCUCAAGUAUUUACUGAAAAAUUAUAAAUAUUCUGACAUCAACAAAUGUCAAACAAUCUGUAACACACAGAAAACGUUCUUUGAUAAAAGUGUAAUGAAUCAGAAAUGGGAAUAAAGAUAACUUUUAAAAAAUG